AUGUUCAUGGUGCCUAGAGAACCUAACGUUGGGAUCCACGAGAUCAAGCAUUUGACGAAACCGGAGACUGGAAAAGCCCAGGAUCCUAGUAACAACCAAGAUACCACAUCAGACUCCAAAUUCGUUCUCGAAAGCAAUCAACCAGGGUCUAUAGUUCCACAAGAUAGCACCAGUGCGAAAAAGGAAGAACAGGAGAUAGAGGAUCGCGAGGAGAUCAAGGCAAUUUCAAAGGAGUUAUCAAAAUUAGAUAAUGAAGGCGCAGGCUCGUCGGAGGUGAACAAAGAAAAAGGUCACCUUGGUGACAAGUUGGAGAAGGAGGGUGAUUCAACUGAAACAAAGAAUAGAGAAGCAGUAAAAGAAGGGGAAACGAUUGUCAAGGAUGAGCAUAUAAAGGUGUUUGAUGAGCCCGCUUCAAAAAAGGAAGAGCCUGAGGAAACACCGCUGCUGGCCUACAAAAAAUCCGACGAUAUUUCAUUCACAUCAUCAGAGCAGAGCCGCAACUUGAAUGAUCGUAACAAAGAAUACCAAGCAGGAUCAAAGCCCAAGUCCAACCCAGAUCCCACCAAGAAACAGGCUAAGGCAGACUCGAGAAGGCCUAAAAAUUUGGGCAAAAUCAGCGACAACAGAGUUUUGGGCACGGAAGAUGGCCCACCAGGCUCAAAAAGAAUGACUCAAAGACUGAGGUAG
Ogataea angusta is the source of this 687-nucleotide messenger RNA. RefSeq lists its product as uncharacterized. Bases 1 to 687 code for a protein of 228 amino acids. NCBI's taxonomy places the organism in Eukaryota, Fungi, Ascomycota, Pichiomycetes, Pichiales, Pichiaceae. The record is from RefSeq and is a predicted model, not a curated record. The transcript has a single exon.